Molecule: messenger RNA, 854 nt
Organism: Melampsora larici-populina 98AG31
Lineage: Eukaryota; Fungi; Basidiomycota; Pucciniomycetes; Pucciniales; Melampsoraceae
Exons: 1
Coding region: 15-350 (111 amino acids)
Source: RefSeq, a predicted model, not a curated record
CUACAAGUGAUACGAUGGUUGAAGAACGUCCAAAAGAACUCAUAAAACCUAAUAAUGUAAAAGAAGAGACUCAAACCAAUACUAAUACGACGACGACGACGACUACCAAGAAGAAGAAAAUAAAUGAAGGAUAUCAAACCAAUCAUCGAAAACUUUGGAUCGGACCUGGUGAAGGAUGUAGUGUCUCAUUAGGAAAACUUAAAAAAUUGAUUCAUUCUGUUAAGUUUUUGGUUAGGAUUUCAGCUUCUGUCCAUCCUAAUUCAAAUAAAAAAGAGAAAACAUCUGAUCGAAGUUCUAAGGGUUUGAAUCCUAAUGAUACUGGAAAGAAGAAUCGUGAGAAUCUAACUUGAAAGAAAGAUAGUGAUGUGGUUGAAGUUGAUGGUGGUAGUAGUGGUGGAUAUAAAAAUUUUAUUGGAAGAGUUUUGUUUGUGCAUCAAGAUUACAUUGCAAGAAAACAUUUUUUUUUCGUUUAAAAAUCGUUACUUUUUCUCUCGUUCUAUUUUUUCUCGCGAUGAAUUUUGUAUUGUGAUUGUUUUAAAAUUUUCUUUGUCGUUCUUUUUCAUUGUUUUUUUUAUCAUUUUUGUUAUUGUUAUUGUACUGCUCAAAAGACUUUUGCUAAGAAUAUAGGACAUUAUCAUUUUUUGAUAUUUAAACCACUAGUAAGACUAAUAGUUUAAAAGGCAUCGAGUUAUGAAAUUACAAGUCAAAAUGUUUGUUAAAUAGAUCUUUAUUGUAAUGUUUUUCUUGUGAAGUUUUUUUCAAGUAUUCAUUAUGACAUUCUUUGAAUUCGUUGAUUUGAUUGAUUUUUUUGUUUAUCGUACUGAUCAAGAAGUGAAAUUGGACAAUAUAUUGCG